AAGUGACUCGAAGGUCCUGAGAACAUUGAUCCCCAGAGCAUAUCUUUCCCCAUUUUUUUGAUCCUGUCGAUGAAUAUCUCGAUUAUACAACGAGAACUCAUCCAAAUUGCUGACGCUUUACCUACCCUUGCAUCUUUCUCACGUUCGUGCGGCAUUAGCAUUCCUAAUUCCACCGGACAAAAAAGAUCUUUGUAAAGAUCUGAUUUCUUUCCCGACCCAUUUUUUCUUGAGAAUAUUUUUCACAACAGGUUCGUUCGACGACAAAAAACGCGAAGUGACAUGAAAUUUUCAAAGUAGUUUUUUUUUCUAAAAGACAAAGAGUCGAUAGAUACCUUUAGCCUGGUCAGUAGAAGUACAACUUCGACAGAGGACAUCAUAGCAACACUUUUUUUUACAAGUAAAAAUAUGAAGCGCGGCAAGAACUGAGUUAUUCCAUACGUAUAAAGAACCUUUUUCCGGCACACGCAAACCUCCAUGUCGGGCUAUAAUUUCGAGGACGAGGAGCCGCAGUCCUGCCCGCACUGCUACAGCAAUGACCUGACCAUUGACCCCUUCUCCGGCGACCUGACCUGCCUUGGGUGCGGCGCGGUUGUCCAGGAGAACCGGCUGGUCGCAGAGGUGGGGUUCCAGGAGGGCGCUGGCGGCAAGAAGCAGGUGGUCGGGCAGUCGAUCACGUGGGGCACGGGCGCGCAGGCGAUCUCCACGGCGACGCGCGGGUCCCGGGAGCUGACGCUGGCGAAGGCGAAGAAAAACGUCGAGGGCUUCGCCUCCAAGCUCCGCAUCCACAACGCGCACCAGGAGCAGGCGCUGCGGAUUUUCGGGCUGGCGCUGGACAAACAGUUCAAUCGCGGGCGGAAGUCCAUGCUGGUGUGCGCGGCGUGCCUGUACAUUGUGUGCCGGAGCAACCGCAGCCCGCACCUGUUGAUCGACUUCUCCGACGCGUGCGAGUUCACGGUGCGGGACAUCGGGCAGACGUACAUUAAAUUGGUUGCGAUAUUGCAAUACGACGAGCUAGUCGCCGUGCCGAUCGUCGACCCGUCGUUGUUCAUGGAGCGGUUCGCGCACAAGCUGGAUUUGGGCGAUCGCGUGUCCGACGUGGCAACCACCGCUUGCCGCUUGGUCCAGCAAAUGAAGCGCGACUGGCUGCAGGAGGGCCGGAGGCCGACAGGUAAGUACUUUUGCGUGCUGUUUUGCGUGACUCAUCCUUAUGCAAAGUCAUGCAAGAAAAGUCAAGCAGUUCGAGCCUCGCAAAAAACGUUUUGCGUCUUGUUCUUUUCAUGGCACUACUACUUCGAAGAAGAAGAGUGGAUAAUUAUUUCUCAACAUAUUCAAAUUAUGAUUAUCUCAGGUCUUUGCGGUGCCGCCCUCCUGGUUGCCUGCCGGUGGCACCAAUUCGAACGCGACCCUGAGGACGUGGCGAAAGUGGUGAUGAUGGCGGAAACGACGCUGCGAAAACGAUUGUACGAGAUGCGGCAGACUACCAUGGCGGGCAUGACCCGCACCGAAAUCAUGAACGCGGACCAGAACGAGCCGAAGAUUUCGCUCUGCCUUCCGCCCUGCACCAAGCCCAAGCAGAAGGCCGCCACGGACAGCGGCCUCAAAGCGCUGCCGGUUAGCGACCAGUCACUGACGCUCGCGAUCACACAGGGGGAAAGGGGGAAAAAGGACAUCAAAACGAAACAACCACUGAUGGACAAAGAAACAGCGGGUGUGCUCUUGGACAGCUCAUCCAUCGGAACCACCACCUCGUCUGAUGUUGAGGAAAAUAACGGCGACAGUUCCUCGCAACAGCGGCAAAAAGCCCGGCCGAAUGAGCAGAUCGGGGGCAGCAGCAGUUCGUCAAGUACCGGGUCCAGAGUCAAUGUAAACCCGCUAGCAAAUAACAGUGCGCACGACGACGAACAAAUUGUGGACGAGGAGGACGAUUUGUUUGCGGUCGACAAUGAAGCCGCAGGUCGUGCAGGAGAUGAUCCUCUUACAGGCGGGCGAAACGGCGCAAACCAUGGUCACCCCGAGGUUGAUCAGCAGAGUAGCGACUUCCGGUUUCAGUUUCCGACUGGCGAGGGGCUGGAGAAGAUGGCGCCGGAACUGAAGAAGCUCCUUAUGUCGGAAGACGAGAAGAAAAAGAGCGAUAUCGUGCUGAACAACAACCUCUCCUUCCAAAGAGCUGCGGAGGACUUCUACAACUCGGUGGAGAGGGAAGAAAACGAAAAGCUUCUGACUGGUGGCCAUGCGGGUAAGAAUAUGAAAGCGACAACAUCUACUUCUCUUGCAAACGGCGGUGUUAUGAAUAACCCGUCUUCAUCUACUUCCGCGACAAACAACUACAAUCUGAACUUCCUCGAGUCGGACGACCUUUGGCAGGACGCCAGCCCGGACACCUCGAAUUUCGAAAACGCGAUCGAGAAAGCGGACACGCGGGUGCUGGCCGAGAUCGUGGAGGAGUCGCUGUCGGACGUGAGUUGCGACGAGGACUGCAUUUUGGACGAGGAGGAGCAGGCCAAGAAGAAGGCGGUCUGGAACGAGGUGCACAAGAACGAGCUGGAAGACAUCCACUACCGCACGCUGAAGCGGCACAACACCCGGAAGCGCAAGGCGCUCGCGGCGGAGUCUCAGCUGAAACAGCUGACCGAUGGCGCGGUGGAGGACGGGGGCGAGAAUAACAACGCGUGGAACGACAACGAGGGAGAGGAAGACUUCUUCGGGGGCCCAAACAACGGCAACGCCUACAGCGGCAUCGAGAACAACCGGAAGAAAAAGCGAAAAAAGCAGGUCGUGCUCGGAAAAAAACAAGAGGGCAAGACGUGGCGCGAAAUGUCGCGGGACCACUUCCACACCAGUAAGGCGGCAGAAUCGAAAUACAACCUGGACGAAUGGGACAGCCUGUUUGAGUGAAAUUUGCACUGCGCGGUUCCGCUUCGGUCAGGACGACUGGGUUGGUCGUCGUGGCGAAGCAUGUUUUUACAAAUUUCGCUCAAUAACACACAUUCAUUCUUCAAGCCGUUGAAAUAAACGAAAAUAUUUGAUGAAAAGGCGACAAAAGAGCACCGCAACGACGAGGAUCCAAGAUCUGAGUCUGAAAGUAAAACUGCCUCCUGUUGGCGCGAAGUUCUUGUAGGCUCUGAU
Messenger RNA from Amoebophrya sp. A120, 3126 nucleotides. NCBI's taxonomy places the organism in Eukaryota, Dinophyceae, Syndiniales, Amoebophryaceae. The record is from the annotation of a GenBank genome assembly.